AAGAGGUGCUACUGUACAAGACGACGGAAGACAACAACAGCAUUGGAUACUCGAGACCGCCUUCCAUAUGUCAAGACAUUUCAGUAAGAAUUUGAUAAACUCGUCGAUUGAAAUUGAGUUUGUGAAGACAAUCUUUAAGAACAGAAGAUGUGAGCUAGCUACGAACGUUUACUUUGAACAUUUGAUCUUACAAGGCUCCCGGUGGCACACAAAGCAAUAACGUUACUAGCUAGACCGUUACUGUUUCUAUUUGGGUGUGCCACUUGCAAUGAGAGGAAAUCAACACCGACUGGGUUUUGGAGAAACAGAAAUAGCAUCACUUCCAAAGUCCAGUUUAACAUUGACAGAAGAAGAAGAGGAUAGCCAAAAUAGAGUCAACCUAUAACCACCCUCUUGCAAGUCGUCAGGACACCUUGGGUAUUUACAAUGGACCACAUACAUGAUUGUGUGGAUGAAUGUGAGUCUGACCACUCAGGAACCACGCACAACUCAGAAUUUCAGCUCCAUGUCUCAACUACAAUGAGCAACAGACCAAGACCAGGUGAGCGAGUCCGGCUCUACUCAGAGUCCCAGGUGUGCUCCCAGGUUGGAAAAAGGGAAGACACAGAGUUUCAGGAUGUGAUGACUCCUACUGAGGAUGGCGGGGGUGAUGGGGCUUCAUUCCGAGGCCGAUCACAGUCUGCUCCUCCUGCACUGUGGGCUGCAAAGAAAUAUGGCUGCCAGCUGAGGAGGAUGAGUGAUGAAUUUGACACCUGGCUCGACAAAGGGGAGCCCAAGAGAGGGAUUAGCCCAGGAGGAGGCAAGCAGAAAGUCUCCCGAGGAUGGUUCUCUUUCCUCUGGAGUCCAAAGGAGGCGGAAGGCAGGGAGUGAGAAACCAAUACAGUACGCACCUCUUUCAGAGACCCAGCCAAGGCAUAAAGGAGCUCAUACACAUUUCCAUAAUGACUGGACCACACCUGAAAUAUUCACAUCUCAUAGGCAUACUUUUGCUUAAAUUACAGUAUGUCUUUGGAGAAUAUCACCAAUUCAAAUGUGACCUUUUUGUACAAUCAAAUCAAACGUUAUGCAAAAAUGCAUUGCAUAUUGAAAAUAUGUUGCAAUAUUACCAAAAAGUUAUUCAGUGCAUAAUAAAUGCAUUUUCGAAGAAAUGCAGUCAUUAAAAAGCGACAAUCUCUUGUGCCAAUUACAUAUUUAUAAACAUAUUUGCAGAGAAAUGUCAAAUUGUUCUAUGAAAUGUUUCUACAUUUGUAAGUAUGAAUUUCAAAGCGUAGGCUAAUAACUAAUGGUUUGAAAUAAACAAAAUGUAAAUAUACUUUAAUGAUUCUUAAAAUAUGAAACCUGUGAAAGAACAACUGAUCUGUGACGACAAUAAUUACAAGACGGGUAUGGUGUGCAAAACGUUUUAUUAUACAGACCCAGCCCCCCCCACCUAUGCUAGCCUAUUAAAUGCCUUUGUCUGCAAAAACUUUAGUGCAUUCUGACUUGACAUAGGCGCAUGUAACUCCAGUGUGCGAUAGAAUGAGUAGAUUUACGUAGACUUAGAUGGACAGGCACCUAUUUCAAGUCAGGGUAUUGCCAAAAACUUAAAAGUAGAUGUUCAAUUAUCUUCAUACAUACUUAACUGAUACACUAAGUUUAUUUUGGUAUUGUUCUUAAACUUAGAUGCUUUACAUUUCAUUAUCUUCUUUCAUUUGCAAUAGUCUUUAAUUGAUUCCGUAUAUUUUUUCAAUUGUAUAGUGUGUAUACCGGUAUGUAAAUAUUUACAAUCCAGGCCAUAUGCAGCCUUCUCAACUGCCUUAUAUGCAAAUAUUCGGAAUACUGUUAAGCAUUCAGUUGAAGAAAUAUGUGUGUAUAUGGCAAUCUGAUGUAUAAACAAUAGUAGGAGUCGUCCACUGCCAUCAGUUAAAACUGAUAUUGUACUUGAAAAUUUGUGUGUGGCUUAACAUUUUUAUAUUUAUCUUUUUCAUAAAAAAACAACUGUAUAACUAUUUGUAAAUAUUUGUUAUGUUACGUAACAGAUUAAAUGUUUGAACAUUGCUUAUUAAAAUGUCACUAUUGUUUUUUG
This is a messenger RNA of Oncorhynchus nerka (sockeye salmon), 2065 nucleotides long. Its product is annotated as bcl2-associated agonist of cell death-like. The transcript has 4 exons. Lineage: Eukaryota; Metazoa; Chordata; Actinopteri; Salmoniformes; Salmonidae. Gene Ontology annotation, biological process: apoptotic process. Bases 427 to 870 code for a protein of 147 amino acids. The record is from RefSeq and is a predicted model, not a curated record. Gene Ontology annotation, cellular component: mitochondrion.